AUGACCAAAUUGACUCUUUCUUCACGUACACGAGAGACUGUAGACUCAUUUCUACAGUUUAUUAACAAGAGUCCAUCACCUUUUCACGCCGUAUAUGAGACUAUACAAACACUUACAGCUGCUGGCUUCAAGCAGCUACACGAGGAAGACUCGUGGAAGGACAGUAUACAACCCAAUGGCAAGUACUACGUGACACGCAACCAAUCAGCGAUCGUAGCGUUUGCUGUCGGUGGUAAAUACGAGCGUGGCAAUGGUUUCCACGUUAUUGGUGCUCACACAGACAGUCCAUGUCUUAAGGUCAAACCCGUGUCCAAUAUUGAGUCCAAGGGUUGGCUUCAAGUUGGUGUCGAGACGUACGGCGGAGGUCUAUUCCAUACGUGGUUUGACCGUGACUUGGGACUUGCAGGGCGUGUCAUUAUUCGUGAGAGCGACGUGAGCUUUCAGUCGAAAUUGCUGCUUGUAAACCGCCCUAUUCUUCGCAUUCCUACGCUCGCAAUUCACUUGGAUAGUCAAGUUAGUGCAGGCUUUACGUUUAAUAAGGAGACGCAUCUACGUCCCGUCAUUGCCUCAGCUGCUCGUGCUGAGUUGGAGAAGACAAUGGACGGGAAAGAUCAGCCCAAGUCUAAGCAUACGUCGGUGCUGUUGCAGCUUAUUGCAAAGGAGUUGGACGUUGAAAUUGAUCAGAUUUGCGACUUUGAGUUGUGUCUCUUUGACACGCAGGGAGCGAACGUUGGUGGUGUGUUGGAAGAGUUCAUCUUUUCACCCAGAUUAGACAAUUUGUGCUGCUCAUGGCUGGCCACACAGGCAUUGAUCAAGUCCUUGGACAAUUUGGCGGACGACGAGAACGUUCGUGUGGCUGCACUGUUUGAUAACGAAGAGGUGGGGUCGCAGUCUCUCAUGGGAGCCGGGUCUAAUUUCAUACAGUCAGUGGCGGAGUGUGUGGCACAGGGGGAGCUAUGCGGCCCCGCGGUCAGGAAAUCGUUCAUGGUGUCGGCUGAUAUGGCCCAUGGCGUCCACCCCAAUUACGCUGAAAAGCACGAGCAGAAUCAUCAACCAGCUAUACAUGCGGGACCUGUGAUCAAGUACAAUGCCAACGAGCGUUACGCCACAAGCGGUACAUCGGCUUUCUUGAUGAAGGAGCUUGCACGUCGUCACAAUGUGGACGUUCAGGAAUUUGUCGUGCGUCAAGAUGCUCGCUGCGGUUCCACGAUUGGUCCGAUUCUGUCGACCAACACGGGCAUCCGCACGAUCGAUGUGGGUCUAGCUCAACUGAGCAUGCACAGCAUCCGUGAGAUGUGCGGCACGGAGGAUCUGGUCAAGUCGCUGGACUGGUUUACGGCUUUCUAUUCGGAGUUUUCGUCCCUCGACAAGUGCCUCAAGACCGAUUAA
Messenger RNA from Peronospora farinosa, 1389 nucleotides. NCBI's taxonomy places the organism in Eukaryota, Oomycota, Peronosporomycetes, Peronosporales, Peronosporaceae. The record is from the annotation of a GenBank genome assembly.